Rotaria sp. Silwood1 is the source of this 1398-nucleotide messenger RNA. Lineage: Eukaryota; Metazoa; Rotifera; Eurotatoria; Philodinida; Philodinidae. The record is from the annotation of a GenBank genome assembly.
AUGAUUAAGACUGAAGCUUAUCAAGAUUUGGGUGUAAUAAACCCACUUGAAUCUUUAGUUGAACGUACAAAUAAGUUCCUUUAUGGUUUAUGGUAUAAUAAACAUAUUACACAAAAACAAUAUGAGAAAUUAAAGGUUAAUCAAGAAGAGGCUGAAUUAGCCCACCUUUAUUUCUUACCGAAAGCACAUAAACCAGGAACACCAUUAAGACCUAUAAUGUCUGGUCUCAAAUCUCCAACCAUUGCCAUAUCGAAAUGGUUAGAUAGUUUAUUAAGACCUCUUUUCGAUCGAUUAGCAUCUGAAACAGCUGUAUUGAAUGGGGUUCAAUUAAUAAAACAAGUUGAGAGAUGGUCGGAUAAAUAUCUUACACCAGCCACAUCAUUCAUAACAAUGGAUGUUACUGAUUUGUAUACAAUGAUUCCUCAAGAAGGAGGAGUAACAGCCAUAAAAAGAUUAAUUGAAACAUCUGGUUUAAAACAAAUCGAUGGUGUUAAAAAAGAGAUUAUAUUAGCUCUUACCAGAUUUGUUAUAACAAAUAAUUAUUUCUAUCUUGAUGGGUCAUAUUAUAAACAAAUAAAAGGAGGCGCAAUGGGCUCGCCACUCACCCUCACUAUAGCAAAUACAUACAUGUACUUUGUUGAACGUCCAAUAUUCAAAUGGGCUCAAAGAACAUGUUCAUUAUAUUAUAGAUAUAUAGAUGAUUUAUUUAUCAUGUCAAAUGUACAUGCAGAUAUAUUAAAAGGUCUUGUAAAAUUCUGGAAUAGACUUGAUAAUAAUAUCGUAUUUUCAGAAUUCAUAGGACAUACUGCAGAGUACCUUGAUGUUAAAUUAGAGAACAGAGGAGGAAAAUUGGUAUCUGAAGUUUACUAUAAACCAUCAUACGAACCAUAUUUCCUCCCUUUCACAAGCAUACAUGCACAACAUAUAAAAAAGAAUAUUCCUUAUGUAGCUCUUGUUCGAGCAAUAAGAUAUUCUUCAAGUUAUGAUACAUUUAAACGUGAAGAAACUCAUAUAUGUAUGUCAUUGCUUUUAAAUAAAUAUCCAAUACAAUUUGUACUUGAACAAUUUGAAAGAGUUUUACAAACAUUUCAAUGUGCGGUGCCAACAAAAAAGAAUUAUUCUGAAAUAAGAAGAAUCUUUUUAAAUGCCGCAGAUAAUGAUGAAAAGAAGGCUGAAAUUGAUUUCAAGGUCAAUAUUUUUUGUCAUUUCUCUUUUUCAAAAGGAAUGCAAGAUUUUCCGACCAGAUUUCAUCAACUCUGGAAUAAUUGUUUUUCAGAUACAGCCAUUUGUCAUAUGAAACCAAUUCUCGGUUCUAGAAGAUUAGAUAAUCUUCAAGAUUAUCUUGUUAGAAAGAAACCAGACAAAUCUCUACUAAAAAUUAAUCAACCACUUACUUAA